This is a messenger RNA of Uloborus diversus, 3048 nucleotides long. Its product is annotated as calcium/calmodulin-dependent protein kinase kinase 2-like. Gene Ontology annotation, molecular function: calcium/calmodulin-dependent protein kinase activity; ATP binding; calmodulin binding. NCBI's taxonomy places the organism in Eukaryota, Metazoa, Arthropoda, Arachnida, Araneae, Uloboridae. The record is from RefSeq and is a predicted model, not a curated record. The transcript has 17 exons. Gene Ontology annotation, biological process: protein phosphorylation; intracellular signal transduction; positive regulation of protein kinase activity. Bases 194 to 2563 code for a protein of 789 amino acids. Gene Ontology annotation, cellular component: cytoplasm.
GUCACGUGACACUGCCCUGCGUGCGGGCAAGGUUUUCUGCCGAAGAAGUUAGAAGACGCAAUUCGAGUGGGGGAAAAAAAAAGACGCAACCGCUCUCGGACAUCAGUUUUUUUUUUCCUUCCCUUUUAUUAUUAUUCUUUUCUUAUGAACGUCGCCGUCGCAUGUUUGGAUCGAAUAGUUCCUGGAACUUGUGAUGACAGCAGAGCCAAAUGCAUCAAGUUGCUUCUGCGAAACUUGGAGAGAUGCUGCUAGUCAUCGAAGUCACAUCUUAGGAGCUGUAGAAAUGCAAAGGUUACAAACGCACUAUUCAGUUGGACCAAAACAUAACCCAUCGAGUUGCUCUAUAUUAGCAGAUCAAGCCUCCGCUUGCAAAGACUUGAAAGAAACGAUCCCUCCAGUCAGAAACGACACAGAUGGUGCUGAACUUUACCUCGAAUCACUACAGUCCAAAACACAGACCAUUUUCAAUUCCUCGAAUCAAAGCCUUCAAGACUAUUUUUGUCCAAACCAAUGUCCACAAACUAAGGACCACAUGCACAGCUCAAUAGGAAGUAAGCAACUUUCACAAAAUAAGUUACAAAAAACUGAUGGAAAUCUAUUUCCAGCGCACAAGUGCAAGCCCAUUACUUCUGAAGUUCAAGUUAAUUCCGAAAAUUUGAAUACAAAAAUGAAAAAGGAACAACAAAAUUGUUCUGUAAGCACCGCAUCCUCUUCCCACCAACUCAGAACUGCUGGUAAAAAAUGCCCAGCUGCUUUACAAACUCAAUUAUUAUCAGAAAAGUGUUCCUCAUUAGAUGUUAGGCCAUCAGAUGCAAGUAAUGUAAGUGACUCAGAAAGUGAACGGUCCUGUUUUGCGGAAGCAAAUGCGUCUGGUGAAGUGAUUUCUCCUCCAGUUCUCGUGAAUGGAGAAGAAAUUGACUUCCUAGACAGUACCUCAACGUGUAGCCUUCUUCAAAAAUCUCCUUCAAAUUCGGGUCAAGUCAGUGAAUCCAAACUUACAUGGGAACCGCCAUUUUACACCAAAGAAUCAAGAAGCUCAUCCUUCGACCAAUGCUCCCCCUACUCAUGUGGAACUUCGAAUACUCUUGGGGUACGCGUUUCGUAUCUUCAAGGUGAUAAUAACGUAAGAAAAGCUUCUUUGCCUUUGGCAAGUACCGAACCUGAAGCAUCAGCGUCUCAACCGGACCUUUGGAACAUCAGUGGCCCCCUGAGAACUUUUGCAAGGUGCGGUAGGAACUCAUUGCCUAGGAUCACAUACAGUAAGUCCAAAGAUACGCACACUGUGUCCUCGGCUGGUGAAAAUCGUCCAAUUUACCCUUCGCUGCCUUUUUCGCCAUUUUGCUCACCCAACUCAUCCCCCCGACUCCCACGGCACGAGACGAAAGAACGCAGCAAAGUAUCGCACCAACUCCAUUCUAACUACGAACAGCUGAACCAUUAUCGUCUCAAAGGUGAAAUAGGACAAGGGUCUUUUGGUAUCGUAAAGUUAGCGUACAACGAAGCAGACAAUACUCAUUACGCAAUGAAAGUGCUUUCGAAAAAGAAACUCAUGCGGAGAGCCGGACUGUACGGUCGAGUCCCACCUACAAGAGAUGGUCAUAAAUCUCGGAUUGGACCUUUGGAGCAAAUAUACAGAGAAAUAGCAAUUUUAAAGAAGCUUAAUCAUCCUAAUGUCGUGAAAUUAUUUGAGGUUUUAGAUGACCCUGAUGAGGAUAACUUGUACAUGGUGUUCCAGCUUAUUCAGAGAGGACCAGUGAUAAAUGUGCCUACAAAUGAUCCUUUGCCUGAAACAAAAGCGUGGCAGUAUUUCAGGGACAUAGUUAUGGGAAUUGAAUACUUGCAUUACCAGAAAAUAGUGCACAGGGAUAUUAAACCGUCCAAUUUGCUAUUAAGUGACGAUGACAGAAUUCUGAUUUCAGACUUUGGAGUGUGCAACCAGUUCGAGGGUGUGGACGCGUUCUUAUCAGAUACGGCUGGAACUCCGGCUUUUGUUGCUCCGGAAGUUCUUAAAGGUACAAGGGAAGUUUACAGUGGAAAGGCACUUGAUAUCUGGCAAAUGGGGAUCAGUCUAUACGCAUUUGUUUAUGGAGAUGUUCCAUUCCAAGACUCAAAUAUCUUGGCUCUUUACACCAAGAUAAAAUCGUAUCCUGUACCUUUCCCAGAGCAAUACAACAUAAGUGAUAAUUUAAAGUACCUUUUGAGCAAGAUGUUGGAGAAAGAUCCGAAGCAGAGAAUAACAUUAAAGGGAAUAAAGGAAGACAACUGGGUGACGAAGAACGGGCUUUGUCCCCUGCUGUCGGAACAAGACAACUGUACACGUGUUGAGAUCACGCAAGACGACAUACAAAAAUCCAUUCAGUCUGUUCCAAAAUUAGGAACACUGAUACUUGUUAAAAGCAUGUUAAAGAAACACUCUUUUAGCAAUCCUUUUAAAUACAGUAACGCCUAUGGAAAGAAAGUUCCAGCAAAUUCAAAGAAUGCUUCAUCUUCAGAAUCACUUUUGGAAAGGAAAACCUUACCUGCCUUACUAGAAGUUAACAGUGCAAACAUUGAAGAGCAAUGAGUUUGUCAUCUUUUAAAUCUACAUUGAAUGCAUUUAAAUAUGUACAUACAGCUUUUUGUAUCAACUACAAGCAUUAACUUAUUUCAUCUCUUUAACAUUCGAACUGAUAAAUAUUUUAGCUCAGCUUUCUAUAAGAUUUUUCUCUCUCUUUAUCCUUUUGAAUCGAAUCUUAUACGCUUAUAUUAUAAACAUUCAAUUCUACAUCUAUUUUAAUAAAGUAUUUUGAUGUGGUUUUCUGAUUUAUUGUAUUGUUUAAAAAUUCAUACAGUACAUCUAUUCUUUUCAAAUAAAACUAUUUGCAAAAAAGACAAUGGCAAUAACCGUGAACCACAAGAAAAGAAAAAGCAAAUGAAAGAAAAAAUACCAAGAAAUGAAACAAACCAAAAACAAAAAUUACAGAAAAAUAAAAAUAAAGAUAACUAGAAGAAAAGGGGGAAUGUCAACCACAUAACAAAAACAAGUUAAAAAUAGACAAAGCAAGAUAG